Messenger RNA from Knipowitschia caucasica, 204 nucleotides. Lineage: Eukaryota; Metazoa; Chordata; Actinopteri; Gobiiformes; Gobiidae. The record is from the annotation of a GenBank genome assembly.
AUGAAAGGCGUGCAACGCAUGUGGACGAACCAGCGCUUCCUUGGUGACAGCUGGGUGUCGGUUGGGACUGAGGUCUGGAGCAAUGGAGGGUCCCUGGAUAAGUGUCCAGUGAAUCAUCGCUGUGCGGCUGUGAAGGAAGACGGAGUGCUGGAGGCCUGGAACUGUCAGGACCAACUGUACUUCAGGGGAAAUGGGGGUGUUUAA